Messenger RNA from Fusarium pseudograminearum CS3096, 1563 nucleotides. RefSeq lists its product as uncharacterized. The coding region runs from base 1 to 1563 and encodes 520 amino acids. Gene Ontology annotation, biological process: regulation of transcription by RNA polymerase II. Gene Ontology annotation, molecular function: RNA polymerase II cis-regulatory region sequence-specific DNA binding; protein dimerization activity; DNA-binding transcription factor activity, RNA polymerase II-specific. The record is from RefSeq and is a predicted model, not a curated record. Lineage: Eukaryota; Fungi; Ascomycota; Sordariomycetes; Hypocreales; Nectriaceae. The transcript has a single exon.
AUGGCUCAACACGGCUUUAAUCAGUUUAGCAACGGUCACAGCGGGGCGAGCAUCGACCCAAAUGAUCUCGCCAUGUCUGGUGGCUACUCUCCCUCCUUCAACAACAACUUCAACUCUAACUCUGGGAACGGCACCAACGGCUUCACGAAUAGCUCCGCCAUGUUUAACGAUGACGAGCUGCUUGAUGGCCUCAACGGGCCUCCCGUCACCCAGUCUGGCAUGACAGGGGGCCAGGACUUCCAAGGAUUAAACAUGGGUGGCUUUUCACAAAAUGCAUUCUCCCACCGUAAUUCCGGCUUGCAAAUCGACCAGUCCCAUAUGAACGGCUACUCAAGUACCCCCGAUGGAGAUCCCAUCCAAAGCCCCUUCAACACUGGUUUCAACACUCAGUACCGACAAAUGCAAGGUCACUCCCUUGGUACCUCCCUACAUUCGCCGUUGUCGUAUUCCGAGUCUCCUCUAGCUGGCGCCAUGAAUGCUGACAGCAACGACCCCAACUUCCUCAAGGCCAGAGCUCGAAUGUCCCAGCAGAUGCAGCGAAAAACUUCCAACAAUAGCCGUAGUCCCAUGUCUCCAAUGACCCCAAAGACCGCUACCCUUCAUGGGAUGACAAUUGGAUCGCAAGAGUCGCCCGGUUUCGGCGGUCAAGCCAUGAAGCCAGCCAAUGGCCAGUGGCUCAACACCCCUGCUGGAAGCAUCCCUGCUUCUUACAACUCAGGCUUCUCCUCCCCCAUGCAGCCAGGCAUGAACCAGAUCAGUGAGGUCAUGAUGAAAGGUGGCACCUCGAUGCCUGCCAAGCUUGGUGUCGCUUCAAACGCUGUUUCGUCUCAGGAGAUGAAGAGAAAACGCCGUCGAGAGUCUCACAAUCUCGUCGAGCGUCGUCGACGAGACAACAUUAACGAGAGGAUCCAAGAUCUUAGCAGGCUUGUUCCCACACAUCGUCUGGAGGAUGAGAAAAUCCGAAAGCUGAUCCAGAACGGCACGCCCUUGUCACCUUCGUUGACAGGAAUCUCUAGCCCUCAGGCGACCUCGGGGCUUGCUGGACCAGGCGCUCGAAGAGCCACUGGAGCCACUGCGGGCAACAUCACAACAGGUCUUCCCAUUGAAGACAAGGACAAGGGACCUAACAAAGGCGAUAUCCUGAACGGUGCUGUCAGCUGGACCCGGGAUCUCAUGUGGAUGCUCCAUCUCAAGCUUCAACAGCAAGAGGAGAUGAUGAACACUAUCGCUGAACUUGGUGGUCACUUCCCCUUUGAGAUGACAGAGGAUGAGCGACGCAUGCAGACGGAGCUGAUGGAUGCUUUCAACAAGAGUGAGAAUGGCACUUUCUCAUACUCUCGCACAUCCGGAACUGGUCUGCGGGUGCCUCAUCAUACUGAUUAUCGCGGCGAGUCCCUGUCGGGUGGCGGUGGUAGCCUCGACCCUGUUGCCAUCAGCCCAGAUGAUAACCUCGACCUGAACGAUACAAAUCAGUUCUGGCAUGACCCCGAUGACAACAACAGUGGCCAUGCUUCCGUCAAUUUCAAGGAGGAAGACGAGUACGGCAUGGAUCUCACGCAGUAA